Molecule: messenger RNA, 2427 nt
Organism: Lethenteron reissneri (Far Eastern brook lamprey)
Lineage: Eukaryota; Metazoa; Chordata; Hyperoartia; Petromyzontiformes; Petromyzontidae
Product: serine/threonine-protein kinase PLK4-like
Biological process (GO): protein phosphorylation
Cellular component (GO): nucleus
Molecular function (GO): ATP binding; protein kinase activity
Source: RefSeq, a predicted model, not a curated record
AUGCCCGUGGCCCCCCUCCCCCCCGUCCCACUUUCCGCCCGCCCUCCACAAGCGCGCCAAUUCCUGCGUGAGAUCUCCUCGGGGCUGCUCUACCUGCACGCGCACGGGGUCAUCCACCGCGACCUCACGCUCGCCAACCUGCUCCUCGCCUCCGACAUGUCGACGCGCAUCGCCGACUUCGGCCUGGCGGCGCGGCUGCCCUUGCCCGGCGAGUCGCGGCUCACCGUGUGCGGCACGCCCAACUACAUGUCGCCCGAGGUGGCCUCGCGCGGCCCGCACGGUGCCCCCGCCGACGCGUGGGCCCUCGGCUGCGCGGCCUACGCCAUGCUGGUGGGGCGCCUGCCCUUCCAGGCGUCCGCCGUCCCGGCCACGCUGGCGCGCGUCAUGCUGGCGCGCUUCGAGCUGCCGCCCACGCUGUCGCCCGCCGCCCGCGACCUCCUGCGCCGGCUGCUGCGGCGAGACCCCGGCAAGCGGCCGGGCCUGCCCGCCGUGCUGGAACACCCGUUCCUGGCGGACGGCGGCGGCGAGGCGACGGCCGGGCCGAUGGCCGGUCCGCCACUCCGGCCGGGAGACGAGGGGUCGCUGGACAGCGGGAACGCCACCAUGACGGCGCCGGUGGACGAAGGCGACGACGAGAGGGAGGCGAGGGCGCCCGCGGAGGGAGACGGCGGCAGGGAGGGGGGAGGAGGAGGAGCGAGCGCGGAUGUCCGUGUGGACGGGCACCAGGCUGUUGCUCAACCACCAGCAGCGGCAGACUUUCUGCGGCCACAAGAGAAUGGCGCAGGCGUCGCCAACGGUGGCCGCACAGCGAUGGGGCUGGAGGCCGUCGGAGCUCGGCAGCACGAUCGGGCCCCGUCAGCGGACGCCCUCUGCCCGGCUCACCAAGGGAUCCUUAUCAGCGGGCCCGCCGCCCAACUGUGCGGUGGGCCGCAAUGUCCCCUGGCAAGGUGGCAGCCCGCUGAGGCAAUGGGCGGAAGGGGCGACUCCUGCUGUCACACACCUCCCCACGCCUGCCAAGCCUCCAGGUGCUGCCACGCUACCCAGAACUCCUCCCUGCUGCCGCUCCCCAGCUCGGUGCUGUCCCCGCUCGUGACCCCGCACUUGGCGUGGGGGAGUCCAUGCCACGGCGCCGUCACCACCGCCGGCUGUGCGUGCGCCCACGUCCUCGUGGCAGCGGCGGCGGCCGCCACCACCGCCGCCAGCUGCUGCUGCCGCUCGCUGCUGCCGAGCGGCACGGCCUGGCCCUGCGACUGCUCCUCCUCCUCCAGGCUUCAGAGGUCGGAGGUCAACAAAGGCAACGCCGGCGGCGGGCGGCCCGUGGCGGCGCGGCAGCUCUACCGCGGCAGCCCCUCCCGCGGCAAGGAGAACCGCGCCGACGCUCCGGUCCACGGAUCGUGCGCCGAGGAGAUCCGUGCGCCAGAGGUGCCGCAGCAGCAGCAGCAGCGUCCCGCGCCGGGCUGGGCUGCCGGGAUGAAGAGCGACCCCCCGCCCUGCGCCCACGGUGCCGCCGCCACCGGCGAGGCCUCGGCGGUGGCGCCUCAGCUGGUGGUGACGCCGCUCAACACCAGGCGGCUGCAGCCGUACCGUCUCGCCACCAGCAGGGCCGAGGUGAGCAUUACCUGCGCAGGGGAAGUCUGCAUGCAGUUUCUGAAGAGGAAGGAACAAAACGUGUGCGUUUACGAAAUACACUGGAUUUCGCCGGAUGGGAGACAGGUGUGGAUUUGCCAGCCGCCCGAUGGCACGUCACCGGCGGAGGAGCCACUUUGCAGCCGCGACUCGGCCGUCAGCUACAGCCUGGACAAGCUGCCAGGGCGCUACUGGCGCAAGUACUGCUACGCGUCGCGAUUCGUGGCUCUGGUGCGCUCCAAGACGCCCAAGGUGACGCUGAGCUCGGACGACGCACGCUUCUCGCUCAUGGACAACGGCCCCCCCGGCGAUCUGGAAGCGCGCUUCCACGACGGGGUCAAGGUUCUCAUCACGAACGGCUUCGUGAGCGUGACGGACGCAUCCGGACUCACCCGCACCUUCCAGUCUCCCUGCGACGCGUCCCAGCCGGACGGUGGAGGUGGCGGCGGCGGCGCUACGGGCGCCUACGUCCGGCGGUCCCUGCAGGCGUGGCAGCAGUGCCUGCAGCUCGAGGAAAUAAUCUCCCUGCAGGAGCAGAGCAGCGGCUCGGGCGCCAGCUUCUUCCCAGCGUCCGUCAGCCGGCCAUCUGUGGUGAACACCGAGCUGCAGUCCAGACCAGCGUUGGAUGGGAAUGCCCUGGAAUUGGGAUUGGCCCAAGCGAAUAUAUAGCAUUGCCUGCAUUGCGGGCAAGUGGCUCACUUGAGCUAGUCAUUUUCCGUUCAGUCGAUGGUCUGAUUUUAACCCUUUCCAUUCCGAUGACGUACAUGCAUGUCAUUAAAAACUGUUUUCCUUCCGAUUUGG